CAGACUGGUAUUCAGGGUCUUGCCUGUAGCCUGCGAUCACAAGCCUGAUUACAGAGCAUAUGCUCGGUCAGUGUUUUCUAAAAGAGCUUCUGCAAUCAGCAUGUUUGUUUUACCAGUUUUGUAUGUGAGGAAGCAGCACAGAAAUCUGUGUCAGCCUCUUCUUGACAGAGGCUAUGGGAGGAAGCAAGGGUUGGCAGGCUGAUGAGUAUUUAUCAGAUGGAGAGAAGAUAAUUGGGGUGGGGGGAAAUAGUGUUGCUGGGGGGGAGUUACCUGACUGUAGUUUAACUGAAAUCCUCUGUGGCUUGGAGAAUUGGGGAACCUCUGCUUUUAAGCAGGCCAGGGGCUCCUUGUGCCCUAUGGCAGUGGCACUCACACUACUGAACUGCUGACUGCGCUUAAGCUGAAUUAAACCUCUGGAGUAGGUGUCUGCAUGACUAGGGGUAUUGGUGGGCCCUGGGUUUGGCAGAUUCUCGGCUUGGUAGCCAGGUCCAGGACUAGUUGUGGACGCUAUACUGUGUCAGAGCUGGUAAUGUCUGGUGGUGAUGCUGACACAGACACCAGCACAGUCCUAGCUCCACAGCUAGAGAGCUGCUCGCCUGUUGAUCUGAACCCAUUUGUGGGCAUUUGAUUCCCUUGGCAAAAUAAAUGAUGGGGAUUUUAUUCUUGCCCUUAAACUGAAGGAGAGGAUACUGGCAGGAGGGGGCUCUUCAUGGCUGUUUCAUGCUUUGCAGAAAAUGCUCUGAAGGCAAACUGGACUGUGCCUGUGGGAACUAUAUUUGUCCGAAAAAAUAUUCCUUCACCCAAAGGCCUGUUUGUUGUCAAGGGGGAACCUCUGCAACGGCCCAACUCUGCAAGUGAUGGGCUCGGAGAACAGCGCUUUAAAGAGCUAUGCGCUAGAAGAGCCACCGUUCACGCUGCCAACUGGACACACAAUUUAUCCAGCCGUGCUACAAGAUGGCAAACUUGCUUCAGUCUUUGUGUACAAGCGAGAGAACGAAGAUAAGGUUAAUAAAGCUGCCAAGCACCUGAAAACCUUGCGCCACCCUUGCCUUCUGCGCUUCCUCUCUUGUACUGUGGAAGCAAAUGGAAUCCACCUGGUUACAGAACGUGUGAAGCCUUUGGAGGUGGUCCUGGAGACGCUCUCUUCUGCAGAAAUCUGUGCAGGGAUCUACGACGUGUUGCUGGCACUCAUCUUCCUCCACGACAGGGGAAACCUAACACAUAACAAUGUCUGUUUAUCAUCCGUGUUUGUAAGUGAGGAUGGGCACUGGAAGCUGGGAGGAAUGGAAACAGUGUGUAACUUUGAAGAAGCCACCCCGGAGUUCCUCUGUCAUGUCAGGUCGGUACGAGACCAGUCGUGCGUCCCUUGCGAGGAGAUGUCUGCAGAUUUCAAAAUUCUGCCCAGCGGCUAUGGGCAUGCGAGGGAUGCCUACGCAUUUGGAACAAUGGUUGAAAACCUCCUGCCAGUCCUAAACGAUCAGGUUUCAGCAGAUAUUCUCUCCAGCUUUCAGCAAACCUUGCACUGUACCCUGCUGAAUCCAGAUCCAAAGUGUCGUGCACCACUGUCCAGCUUAUUGUCUCAUGAGUUCUUCAGGAAUGAUUUUCUGGAAGUUGUGAAUUUUCUGAAGACCUUAACAGUUAAGUCUGAGGAGGAAAAAACUGAAUUUUUCAAAUUCCUGCUGGACAGGGUGGCCAGCUUGUCAGAGGAGCUGAUAGCGUCACGGCUGGUGCCUCUUCUACUCAAUCAGCUCGUGUUUGCAGAACCUGUAGCUGUCAAGAGUUUUCUUCCUCAUCUGCUGGGUCCAAAGAAAGAGCAAACUGGAGAAAGCCAGACCAGCUGCCUCCUGUCACCGGCCUUGUUCCAGACACAUGUCAUUCCUGUGCUGCUGAAGCUAUUUGAGGUUCAUGAGGAGCAUGUUCGAAUGGUGCUGCUGUCUCACAUUCAUGCCUACGCAGAACUGUUCUCUCGGGAAGAGUUGAAAAACAUCAUCUUGCCACAGGUAUUGCUGGGCCUUCGAGAUACCAGCGACUCUAUCGUUGCAAUAACACUGCACAGCUUAGCAGUUCUCGUCUCCCUCCUUGGACCUGAAGUAGUUGUAGGGGGAGAACGAACGAAGAUUUUCAAAAGCUCUGCACCAAGUUUCAUGAAAACUGCUGAUCUCUCCCCAGAAGAGUCCCCCAGUCAUGUUUUAAGCAAUCGGAGAAAUCAAACCUCUCGGCCCUUGAAGAACAAUUCUAGUCUGUUCCCCAUCUCUGGUAGCAUGCCUGUCAAGAAGACUUCUGUGCGACAAGACAAUCCACUGGCUUUAAAGACAGGAGAGCAAGACACUCAGUCCCCGCUGAAUGGGAUUCCAGGAAGCAUAACUACGCUCGGGAGCAGCAGGAGCUCCUUGACUACCUCCGAAAAGGCAGCAGAGGAGUGGCCAGACUGGAGUGAGCCAGAGGAGACAGACACUGAGAAAACUGUGAACAUUCAAAUUCAGCCCCAAGAGCCACAGGGCAGCAUGGAACCGUAUUUUGCUGAACACGAUGUAGAUGAGAAGCCUUGGGAUGAUGUUGAGCCCAGCAGCCCUAGUCCUGAACUGUCCUCAGGAAACUGCCUCACUGUGACACAAGCUGAUGCAGUUGAAAUGCUAAGGUCUCUGCCAGGUACCCAUCAACUGAGCAAAGAAUUCAGAAGCCUCAGACCGAGUCCCCCCACAAAGUCCUGCCCUGGCAACAGCUGGAGCAAUGACAAGUGGGACCACCAGGAACAACUGGGAGAAACUGUGCUGCCAAAAAUGACCUUUCAGGAGAGGUCAAAGUCUUCAUCGGAGUCUGGCCUAGGAGAAGAAUUCACAAUCAAAGUGAAGAGGAAACCUGUGCAAGACCCUGAGCUGGACUGGUUUGCUGACAUGAUCCCAGACAUUAAGCCUCCUUCAGCUAUCUUGAUUUUACCUGAAGCAAGGACAGAAGUGGUUGUUCCCAGUCACUCUGGUGUUGCAUCCAGCAGAGAAGGUGCCUCCAAGAAUGUGCCGUUUUCAUCCAAAUUUGCAGCAGCUGAUGUCGUUGAGGCUGAAGCUGCAGGCUGGGGUGAAGAAGGAGAGUUGAACUGGGAAGACGAUGCUAACUGGUAAUGAGACUGAAAGAGCCAAAGGCAACUUGGUGUGUUGGAUUCUGUAAGAGAAGUCAUUGCUUCCCCAAUAAGUGGAAAGUGGAUAAGUACCUCAGCACUGUUUUUGCCAGAAGGCAGGUGCUUGCUGCAGCAGCCAGCAAGAUCCCAUGGGGCCUGAUCUCUUGCAAUGGAUGUUCCUUUCCAGUCUGUGCCAAAAACUGCAGGGGUGAGGCCUGCGCUCAAGCAAUAUGCCCAGCCGUGGUGCAUGCCACUGCUGCCAGAAAGAGGAACAGCACAGUGUGGGUGCUGACGUGCUGCUGGAGGCCCAGCCUGGUGUAAGCUAUUGUUCCAGAAUUCAUCCCUGCUCUGAAAAAAAUGAUGAGAAUAAAUGAAAGUCACACUC
This is a messenger RNA of Athene cunicularia (burrowing owl), 3497 nucleotides long. RefSeq names its product SCY1 like pseudokinase 3 (gene SCYL3). The transcript has 13 exons. Lineage: Eukaryota; Metazoa; Chordata; Aves; Strigiformes; Strigidae. The record is from RefSeq and is a predicted model, not a curated record. Bases 858 to 3116 code for a protein of 752 amino acids. Gene Ontology annotation, biological process: protein phosphorylation. Gene Ontology annotation, molecular function: ATP binding; protein kinase activity.